AUGAGAAUAAUUCUAACAGCAGGAAUAAUAGGAUUAGCCUUAUCCUAAACAACAAAAAAAGAUACCCAAGCCUUCGUAUACAGAGACGACAUCGGCGCUUUUUGGGGCAUAAAAGGUUACGAAGAAAUGGUUACAGAAGUAGGAACUCAUCACGGUCACACAUAUUGGCCCCAAUUCUCGUUUUUAGGUACUUAUGAUUCCGGUUCUGUCCGUAGAGGAUUUUAAGUAUUUGCUAGGAACUGUGGUAACUGUCAUGGUAUGAUUUAUAAGAAAUACGAUUAUUUGUUAGAUAAGGCAUAUGGGUAAUUAGAAUUAUAGUCUAUGGUAUCUGAUUUUUCAAUACAUCCUGCCCAUUAACAUUUUAAGCAAUAUUAUUAUCAAGAAUGGGAUGAAAGAGAUAGAGUUAUUUCAGAUCAUAUUUAUCCGCCUUAUUUUUCAUAAGAUUAAGCAAAAAAUGCUAAUGGAGGUGUCUGGCCUACAGAUUUUUCUAAAAUAAGAUUCAGACCAGGUGGUGUUAAUUAUAUUUACAAUAUUAGUACAGGUUAUUAUUUCUAAUCACCUCAUGGUUUAGAUGUUCCUAAAGGAAAACAUUUCAAUCCUUACUUUGAUCAUAUGAUUAUUGGUAUGGCUAGAUAAUUAAGUGACGGAAUGAUUGAUUACGAUGAUGGUACACCUUCUUCUACUCCUUAAAUGGCUUAUGAUGUUUCCAACUUUAUUAAUUUUAUGUAAAGAAGAACAGGGUAUAAACAUCCUGAUAAAAUGGUUAGAAAUUAUAUGUUUUUCACUGCUGGAUUACUUUUGAUUCCUUUUAAAUAUUUAAGAACUAAGGCAUAUUAUAGAAAUUUACUUGCUGUAAGAUGGGAAAUGUAUGCUGUUAGAGAUGGUGCUUAUUAUAAUCAUUUUAAAUCUGGAGGAUUUAAUAGUAGAGCUUAUUAAUUUAGAGGUUCUUAUUGGGCAUGA
Messenger RNA from Ichthyophthirius multifiliis, 960 nucleotides. RefSeq lists its product as hypothetical. NCBI's taxonomy places the organism in Eukaryota, Ciliophora, Oligohymenophorea, Hymenostomatida. The transcript is spliced from 2 exons. Gene Ontology annotation, biological process: mitochondrial electron transport, ubiquinol to cytochrome c. Gene Ontology annotation, molecular function: heme binding; electron transfer activity. The record is from RefSeq and is a predicted model, not a curated record.